AUGAUGUCAGGGCGGGCGGGCCGCCAUGGUGCCCGGGCGCUGAGGGUGGCGGCACGGCCCGGUCCGGCUCGGCACGGCUCGACCCGACCCGGCACCAUGUCGGGGCCGAGCGCCGUGUCGGAUCCCCAGCACCCUGCUCGGUUACUGCGGGCCCUCAGCUCGUUCCGCGAGGAGAGCCGCUUCUGCGACGCGCACCUGGUGCUGGAGGGCGAGGAGAUCCCGGUGCAGAAGAACAUCCUGGCGGCCGCCAGCCCCUACAUCAGAACAAAGUUGAAUUACAAUCCUCCUAAGGACGAUGGCUCAACGUAUAAGAUUGAACUUGAAGGGAUAUCUGUUGAUAUCAUGAAAGAGAUACUAGAUUACAUCUUCAGCGGCCAGAUCAGGCUAAAUGAAGAAACAAUCCAAGAUGUGGUACAGGCAGCUGAUCUCCUGUUGCUUACAGACUUAAAAACUCUCUGCUGUGAGUUUUUAGAAGGUUGCAUAGCUGCUGAGAACUGUAUCGGUAUUCGGGACUUUGCACUGCACUAUUGUUUGCAUCAUGUUCACUACCUUGCCUCAGAGUAUCUGGAAACUCAUUUUCGAGAUGUCAGCAGCACGGAGGAAUUCUUGGAACUGACUCCUCAAAAACUGAAAGAAGUACUGUCGAUGGAAAAGCUCAAUGUUGGAAACGAAAGAUACGUCUUUGAAGCGGUUAUUAGGUGGAUUUCUCAUGAUUCAGAAUCAAGAAAGGUUCACAUGAAGGAUGUCAUGUCAGCAGUGUGGGUGUCAGGCCUGGAUGCAGCAUACUUACGGGAGCAGAUGAUGAGCGAACCGCUGGUACGGGAGAUUGUCAAAGAAUGCAACAAUAUUCCACUCACGCCACCGCAGCAGGGAGAGGCGAUGCUGGCCUCCUUCAAGCCCCGGGGCUACUCUGAGUGUAUCGUGACUGUUGGUGGAGAAGAAAGAGUGUCACGGAAACCAACCUCAGUGAUGCGGUGCAUGUGUCCUCUUUAUGACCCCAAUAGGCAGCUCUGGAUUGAACUUGCUCCUAUGAGUAUUCCAAGGAUCAAUCAUGGAGUAUUGUCAGCAGAAGGAUUUUUAUUUGUGCUUGGUGGUCAAGAUGAAAACAAAGGAACGCUAAGCUCUGGAGAGAAAUACGAUCCAGAUACCAAUUCAUGGAGUUCCUUGCCACCGAUGAAUGAGGCACGACAUAAUUUUGGUGUGGUAGAGAUUGAUGGAAUUCUGUAUAUUCUGGGAGGUGAGGAUGGUGAAAGGGAGCUAAUCUCUAUGGAGAGCUACGAUAUUUAUAGCCGUACCUGGACCAAGCAGCCAGACUUGACUAUGGUUAGAAAGAUUGGCUGCUAUGCAGCUAUGAAGAAGAAAAUCUAUGCAAUGGGUGGAGGCUCCUAUGGAAAGCUCUUUGAAUCUGUUGAGUGUUAUGACCCUAGGACUCAGCAGUGGACAGCAAUCUGUCCUCUGAAAGAAAGAAGAUUUGGGGCAGUGGCCUGCGGAGUUGCCUCUGAGCUUUAUGUAUUUGGCGGGGUCAGGAGUCGUGAUGACAGUCAAGCCAGCGAGAUGGUGACAUGCAAAUCUGAAUUUUAUCAUGAUGAGUUUAAAAGGUGGAUUUAUCUAAAUGACCAGAACCUAUGUAUCCCAACUAGUUCUUCUUUCGUGUAUGGAGCCGUGCCCAUUGGAGCCAGCAUUUACGUGAUUGGAGAUCUUGAUACAGGUACAAAUUAUGACUAUGUUAGAGAAUUUAAAAGAAGCACGGGAACCUGGCAGCGCACUAAGCCACUCUUUCCAUCGGACCUUCGCCGUACUGGCUGUGCAGCUUUGCGGAUCGCAAACUGCAAGCUCUUCCGACUGCAGCUUCAGCAGGGAUUAUUCCGCAUUCGUGUACCUUCUCCGUGAUCUGUGUGCUGGCAGUGGAGGAGACUGGAAGAAUUCUGCGCAGUCCACCAUAAUAUAGCUCUAUAUAAAGGAAAAGCUGAGAAAUUACAACUGAAACUUACACUGUAUGCUGUGCUUUGGUAUGGUAACUGUUUUUGUUUUAAAUGCUUAAAAAGCUUGAGUCUCAGUUCUUGUUUUGGGGACAAAUAACUUACGUAUACAUUAAAAAGAAGAGGGGGGAAAAAACGGGAAUCAAGGAAACACCUUCAGUCGUAACCGUUUGGACUUUAAAGCGUGUUAUUGAAGGAGGUUUGCUGUGUCUGGAACUGGUGGGAAUUGGUAUUCCUUUGGCAAAGGUUAUUGAAAAGCAAAAAAGAUCUAAGGUGCGUUUCCCCUGAGGGGAACUGAUAAGAAUAAAUGUGCUAUCUCGGACUGGAUAGCUAUAAUACGCAGAAGCUAUAUGAAAACCAACCUCCCUGGUAUACUGCAAAGACUGUUGUUUGACUGUAACGCCGCCGGAGACGUUGGUUGUUGCACCUUUUACUUCUAGUCCUUCCUCAAAAGUUAAGGUCUGUGCCUAAAAAUGGUGGAGGUGUGUACAUACGUUUUUCAUUCAUUUGCAAUGUUUUCAUUCCUAAAAAUAUUUUUAAUAUAUUUAAAAUGGACUAAUCUAAAACAGAUACAGUAUACUACAGAGAAGUGAACUGUUUUUUCUAUGCUGUCAUUUGAAUAGCCUGGUGAACUGGUGUACAGAUGGGCGGCAUGUGUUCCUGCAUGGAUUUUAGAGGCUGUUUUCUUGAAGUAAAGGGAAGUGGCGUUUGGAACGGUUCAUGACAAUUGCUGCUCUCAGUAAAAGACAACAAAACUUGAGAAAUUAAAGAAAAUAGGUUAUGUUCCUGUUUACUUCAGAUCACGUGAAAACUAGGAGAAUGUUUUUUAAGAUUGAGGAUUAUAGAAGGAUGCAUUUUAUCUCUAUUGGAACAAAGGUAAAAUGUGACAAGGAUAUAUUUGUUUCACAGAAAAGAGGAUUUUUUUUUUUUGACUAUCAGUUAAGGAAAAUUGGUAUAGCUAUUUUGAAUUGGGAUCAAAAGUUGGUUUACUAAUAAUUUCCAUGCUAGGGUACAAAGUCUCGUUUCCUGCUGUUUGACUUUGAAAGCUGGGUUUUAUGGUGUGGUUAUAGUGAAGAAUUCGGUAUCUUGCAUUUUACUUCUUAGUAAGUCUUGUUCACAUCGGUAGUGAUAUUUAACUGACUUUUGUUCGUAGUAAAAAUCAGCUGGUAGAACACUUUACCUCACUUUUUAAAGUCACUGUUGUUUGUGAUGGGUGGGAUGUAAUCUAUAUUUAUUUAAAAGGAAUAAAGCGAGAGAGGUGGAAGUAGAAAUGAGGCUUCCUGCCCUUCAGAAAAAGUUUUUGUAUAACCAGUAUUAUAACUACGUAAAAUACUUUCCGCUCUGCAAUUUUGUGGACCUCAGACAAGCCAAUCUCUGCCCUCAGUUGUGUUAGUGUAAACCUGUGUCAUUUGUGUUGAAUCAUCUUAGGUCUGCUGAAGAACAACCCCAGACUAGUACAAUAGUUAUAUUUAACUAAAUGUUCCUCGAAGAGACAUUCUGAAACUUACUCCUGCUCAGUCCUUCCACAGUGCUGAUGUGUAGCUGGAAUUACUCCGAUUCUGAGAGAAGGGGUGAAAAUAAAUCAACAAGAGAGGGCAGCAGUCAAUCCCUUGACAAUUAUUUAUUUUUUUUAUUUUUUACAAUGCUGAAGUGCUGCAAAACUUGAAUUACAUACAUCAAUUUUCUGACCUAUAUUAGUUGGCGUAUUAAAACGUUUAUAUAUUUAUGCAUUGCAGUAGACUUGGUGUGUAUAUAUAUAUGUCUUUAGAUUUUAAAUUUAUAUAAAUGCUUUACUACAGAAAUGUGAACCACUAUUUCCAUCGUCAGCUGUCUUGUGAAAUAAAUCAAGUGCUGUUAGCUUAUCUGUAAAACUUCCUUGUCAAAAAAAUUUACGUUACUUUUUCCUUAGACAAAGUGCCGAGAUCCUAUAUCCAAAAGUGAUGAGAUUGAAUGUUUCUAAGCAUCUGUUUCACUUUUGAACUUAGUUUUUCUAAGUGGCUUAGAAAACUCUCAAAAAUGUUAUUUAGACUAGUGCAGGCUGCUAUCUCUUGAGUCCCUAGCUCCCUAGUACACAUGUGGGCAUUUAGUGUCCAGAAAACCUAAGUAAUAAAUGCACAUAAUAAAUCCAAAUCAUAUAUACAUUAGCAGUGUUUUGCAGUUAUGAAACAAAGUUAUGAACAAAAUGUUUACACUUACAGUAGGAUUACAGUAGGUAUUCUUUCCUUUUUUUUAAGUGUAGAUAAAGCAAGCAAUUCCGCUGGUAACCAGAAUGUGUUAUAAAUGCACUCCGUUACUCAGCUAGAUUUGACCAAGAAGCUCAAGUCUCCUCACCUGAAAAAGUUACAAACUUAAUUUCUUAGCACGUUGCUUUCUCCGAGGUUGGAGGUCAGGGACCAAGCCUCUAGAGAUGCUGUCACCUUGAGCUUCAUGUGCAGAUACAAGUCAAAGAUUUGGGCGCUCCUCUGAUCUCCAAUCUGGCUUCCUUGGCUUUGCUUCAAGCAGGGUGAACAAGAUUUGUGUUGCAUUGGUGAGCUGAGAGCUGGUGGGCGCACGGGGCUUGGCGCGGAGGAGGGUGGGGUGAAGCAGUAGGGCAGCAAGGGGAAGCCACCCCUUUGGCAAGACCCCUUCGUCUUUCAGGGUCUGUCCAGCUCUAAUCUGCGAGCUCGGUGAUGAAUGCCUCUCUUGGCAUGUGAGAUCCCUGCCUGGUUUGGAGCUGGGCUUCAAAGCUCAGGCUCUCCUUUUCCCCAGGAGAGCUCUGUUGCACAGGUGGUGGUGUCUGAGGUGGGUAGCUGGUCUCGGUGCGAGGUGGAAGGUGGUUUGCUUUGGUAGAGGAUUUGAUUCCAGAGGUGCCGAGCAGAGGGAGUUGACCAGCCUCCCAAGUGUGCAGGGUGUUGGACUGGGUUUGACACUGCUGCCCAGCUAUCCCUGCUUUCCUGGCAGCUGCGUACCCCACGUGUGAUGGCCGAUCCAUGCGUGAAGCAACUCCUGAACUUUCUCAGUUUGCAAUCCAGGGGUUUUCAGAUGUUUUGGCAGUUUAGAAACUUGGUUAAGGAGCCCUUGCUUGGCAUGGUAGCCUUGCUAGCCGCUCCAACUUAAUUCCUUCCAGCUCGCGAAUCAGCACUCUUAAAUCCAGCCAGUUCCUUCACAGAUUACUUCUUGAAUGUUUUUCUUAACCAGCAGCCUGUGCUGCUGGCUGGUUUCUGGGGAUCAGAUUUGUAGGCACCCUUUUUCCCAGUUUCUCGAGGCCAAUGUCAGUAAGGCAGAAGGGUGCCGCUGACAUGGUGCCCAGCACACCUUGCAGCGGGGCUGCGUCCUUGGGGUGCUGCUUUCAGGUUGCCACGUCUGGAGGAGGGCCCAGACAAGGGCUGGGUCAUGGUGCAGGUGUGAGUGGCUUGGUCCUGGCUCUGUGUCCUUUCCUCUCCCCUGCUGCAGAAUUGGACAAACCCAAGGACUUGUAAUCAGAAAAUCCCCAAUUAUGGGGUGGAGGUUGUAGAAGAUGGGAAUAGCAGUGGUUUUUCUUCCCGUCACUGCAGCUCCCACCACAAUUUCCCCCUAAAAGUUUUUUUCUUCCUUUUCUCCAUGUACGACAGAUUGGUUUUGGAAGGGCUCUGGAACUGCUGACCUAAGGGUAAAGCACAACGGUUGGACUGCACAAGUGGAAAAAAGAGAGAACACUAUAAACACGAGGCUUCGGCCUAAGAGCCCUGCAGAGGUGAGGGAGGCGUGCAGCAGGCAUGCUUCCUCUUCCUCACCUGGCCUCUGUCGAGCCACUCGUGCUCCUAAAUAGGCAUCACUGGAUUCCAAAUUCUCCUUCCCUUUCUAACCUGAGAAAGGGAUGUCCUGAAGAGUCUUCUGUUGUACUACAGCAAGGUCGGUCUGUCUGUCUUCAAGUAGUUUGUCAGCUAUUCCUAGAGUUUUAGAUUUUUGAAAAUGCUGUACCGACUCAGCUGUUCCUGGUCACUUGAUUUUCGGUAGCUUUGAGGUACCUCAUCUGUGAAUUGAACCCAAAUUAAUAUGUAAUUAAACAAAAGGACAGUAGUGAAUCUGAAAAUAAAGGCAAUUUUACAAGCCAGCUCACUAAUAACUGUGGGCAGGUCACAGCCAUUUUGAUUUUGACAGCACAAGACUUGCAAGUCGCAGUCUGCCUUCUGAUUCAGAAUUCUUGCUCAAAAUAUGUUUGAAAAAUAUGUGUUUUCAUUAAAGCUACCAAAGUGCCUGGCUUUGUUCUUUAUCAACUCUCCUUCCAGAAAGCAUCAGGCAGCUUAAUUUCUUUUUUUUUUUUUUCUCUCCAGUAUUUCUUGUACCUGCAUGACUUGGUAAAUGCAAAAGUGUAAAAAUUGAGGGGUUUAGGGAAUGUUUUCCCUGCUUUGACUGCAGUUUCUCUGGUCAGCUCGAUAAAUACAGUGUCUGUACAGCCUGCUUGGUUUUUGGUAAUGUGCAUUUGCCAUGCAAAGUGCAGUAUGCAAUAACAAACAGAAGUUGUUCCAAGUGCCAAACUUUUGGUUUCCUCUGUAUAUAACAAUAAUUCAACUCUUCUGUUAAAAUACAGAGAUGCUUAAAAUUCACUGUGUUCAAAAAAAGAGUAGUGAUUCUUUUUUUUUUUUAAUGAAUGUUACUUAAAACACUGUAAAUCUUUAAUUCUUGUGUAAUACUGUUCUGCAGAUUUGUGUUACUCUUCACAGCUGCCUUGUGCCAUCACUCCAUGUGAUGCAUGUGGACACUCUGCUCUUUAUUAGAGCACUAGUGCCAUGCAAGUAUAUAAUGAAUGGCAGCUGACAAUAGGUUUUAAUAUAUAAAAUUAUACAUAUUUAUCUAAAGUACAAUUUGUUUGAAUUAAUCUUAUCUGCAGAAGGAAAGUUGUGUCCCAGAAAAUGUGAAUAUAAACAGGGACGCAGGCAAUUUAAAAUCUGAAGGUUUUGGUUAAGGUAUGUUUUUGUGCCACUCAGAGUGAUACUUCCCAAGGUUUUAUUUGCUGUAGAGUAUGGAUCCUUUCUGCCUCUAAUGUAAGCAUCAAGGUUUUGGGGGUUGUGUUCUCCUAACUCUUUGGAGUAAUUAAACAGCUUUUUCAGGUGCUGUGUUAAACAUGUACAUGCUCGUUUUUUCAGGUAGAGGCUACUGAUUCCGUGUUAACUCGGAGUAUUUUCUCUUACUGCUGAGGAGUGAGUUAAGGCCUGCAUUGCGGUCACUAGUACUGUAGCCUUUAGACAUUUGCUACUUUCUGUUGCUCUUUUUUUUUUUCCUCCCAAGAAAUUUAUUACUAUAGGAAGGAUUGCAAUGAGGCUUUAAAGUAAUAGCUUUGAUCAGCUGUGGCCUGUGUGACUCUUGGUAAUCUUAAGUGGUGCUGUACUCUGGUAAUCAGUUGUCUCAAUUCUUGAUUAACAAGUAAUCUGAAAGAAUACAUUAAAACCAUUCUAAGUGCCUAAUCAGAUCAACACUUGCUAAAAUGUAUUAACAGUAAUAGGAACAUUAAACUAGAAAUUGCUGCCAACAGGUGAUUAUGUUGUAAGUUUGUUGGUAAUACGAAAUCUGGAAAGAUAUUUUUUAAAAUAGCUUGUUCAGGAUAGCUGCUUAUGAGUUACAAAAAUAAUCAUAACACAGAGUCAGAUUUGUUUAGGAAUAAUACUUGAAGGUUAGCUGAAAUAAUCUAUUGAAUGUCUUGAAAAAUGAGCUGUAAGACUGGAACUUUUCAAUGUAAAAGGUUAAAGCUUGUUGCCCAGUAUUUCUGCAGGGUUUUGUGUAAAUGAUACACACCUGCCAGAGCACAUCAGUAAAUGAACAUGCUCAAUGCCAUUGCCUACCUAUGCCCUUGAAUUUUCAUAAUGAAAUGAGACAGUCCUGAGCCCUUGUAAAAGCUGAUGGAUUUGAUUACAAUAAUAGGAUAGAAAGAAGCAUCCCCAAUGUAAGUAACAUCUAUUAUUUUAUUGAUUAAAACCUGAACAUGUAAUUUUUUAAUGCUAGGUGCUUCUGAAUCACCAUCUAAUGCCCUUGAUUUUUCUUUACCUUUCCUCCUUCCCUUUUCAGCCAAUGCGAAGACAUCCUCUGGUUUUGUCAAGGGCAAGUUUCUGUCAUUUGUACUUUUAAACCCAACCAGAGCCUGAAGGAUAUCCUUUAAGCAAGCUGUACAGUGGGCUGCUUUUACGAGUAUAAUUUAUGUCUUUCUAAAGUCUGCUGUCACCUGCAUGGAUUUCAGAAUAGGAAAAAAACUGUGGAACAAUACUGCGCUUGAUAAAGAGCAAGAGCCAUUUUGGAAAGUAUAAAUUUCUUUAUGUGAUAGGAAAUUAGCUAAAAAGACAUCACUGGCUGUUCUUGAAUUUCUCAACUUAAUGAUCUCACGUGCUAAAGCUUCAGCUAGGUAGCAUCUGUUCUGUGAAUUUACAGCUGAUAGUAGGAAAGCAUUAUCAUCCUUGUCAUGUUUUUCACUAUUUCAGAAAAAGCAAAGUGUAUUUAAUUAUUGGAAUAAGUGAAAUAGUACACUGGGGGUAUCUGGCAAGGUGGUCAUGUUGAACAGAGCAGCUGAAGAUCUUGUUAAAGUUUUGUGCUGAUAGGAAACCAAGGGGUAGCCUCCUAAGAAAUACUUUCUCAAAAUCUUUCAGAACUGGUCUUAAACUAGUCCAAAGGACUCUUCUGGAUUGCCUGCAGCAACUGAAACUGUUCUAGCUUUUGUUUACUUGGGGAAACAGCUGCUAAGUCAAUUUUAGGCUCUUUUUUUUUGUCCUUACUAACUUCCCAAACCUAAUGAUUUACUUCUUGUAAUUGCUUUUUGUAUUUAGGGGUCUGAGACUAUAUUUUGCAAUUUAUGGUAAUAUGUCAGUACCUUAAUUUAACUUAUUUAAACAACAAGCUGUGUUCUGGUGGACUUCUAGGAGGUGUCUUUAAUAUCACAGUGUAAGUGGGGAGGAAAAUUAUCUGUACGGUGGCAAGAUUCUCCUUUUACUGUGCAUGGCCUUGCUGUAUGCAUCCCGUGGGGCAAGAGGCUGUUUUUGUCACAGAGCUGGUGUAAUUGCUGCCCCUUGCUGCCUUUGGGGUGUGGAAGUGUGGCUGGGAUGUUGCCUAUCUUCAGGUGAAGUCUCGAACCAGAAAGGUCUCAAGGCUGAGAAUUUACCCACCCAAAACCCUGUCGAACUAAAAGAUGCUGGGCAUACCUUGCUGCAUAAUACUGCUUUCUGGCCUCAGUUUUUUUGUCAUUUGCUCUUACCAGCAGGACUCAGGUUUCACUCUUGCCCCAAAUUUACUUCUGAAUCCAAUGCUUUUGCUGCUGUAGGUUGGAGGAAGUCCAUGCAAACUUGAGCUUGAUCUUCCUGUGCACUGGCUUCUUGUACAUCUUAGCAUCCUUCAAUGCCACUCAGUGUAUGUGGGGAGAGUGCUUAAUAGAUGAUGAAAUGACUUUUCAUCAAGCUUGUAAAACCGUAGUGUCUGCAGGUUAAAGAUCACCUGAGCAGCUGUAAACAAUCCUCUAUGUAGAACACGUGUAGCACGCUCCCGUGUACGUUGUUAUUUGUGGCUCAAAGCCUGCCUUUUGGUCCAUGGGGGGAAGCCCCUAUUCCCAGCUACCUCAUUUUUUUUUGCACUUUGUCAAAUAUUUUUUUUUUUAAUUACAUUUUGUCCUUCAAUAAAAAAUAAAACCAGACAAGAAGCAGGGCAGAAUGAUGCCAUUGUCCAAGGACAGUUUACUUUAAUUUCAUUUUAAAUGCAUGUUUCUGUACAAAAAGACCAAGGUUGACCUGCAGCUGCUGUAAAAGUAAAUAGAAAAUUAUAUUACUUGAAAGUAACUGUUAUACUUGUAAAUGAGCAAGCAAUUGAAAGACUGUCCUGGUGAUUUUUAAAUAGGAAAAAAUCUAAAAUGUAGAGGUCUACUUUUUAAAGACAGAUCAGAUGUUUUUUUUCUCUGCUUCUACUCCGCACUGUUUUGCCUGUGAACUUGAUCCAUUUUCUCAAUAGAGAGAUUCACUGAUUUAUCUGUAAGGUCAAAUUUGGACUUUCUUACAUGCAAUUCCCUAUUUACUGUCCAAAUAAAUGAGAAAAAGUGUCCAAAUAAACACACAUUUUCUGCACCUGAGAUUGUAUUUUUGUCCUUUUCUUUAGGACCUUCAAGUAUGCAGGUUUUUGAUCAGUUUAAAGAAUUAAAAAAAUAAAAAUGCUUUUUUCUGAUUCUAAAGGUGCUAUUUUGACAUGUUUUUGAAUUCCUUACACUGUGCUUGACUUCUUAAAGUAUCAAUGUGAGCUGAUAAUCAGCUCGUGGUUGUUCUGGUUUUUGUUUUGCGUAUUCAGUCCUUCAAAAAAAAAAAAAAUCCCUUUUCGUAGACAGCUUCCUAAUGGCCUUAAUAAUAAUAAUAAUAAAAAAAAAAAUGUAAUGGGGAAAAAUGCUGCCUUUUUUCUGCCUUUGUAAAGGCAACAACAACAACAACAAAAAAGAAACGCUUCACAGGGAAAUCUUCCUCUAAAAUUUUAAGUAGCAGCUCAUACUAACUUUGAAUUGAAUGUAGCAAAUAUUGUACUGGCUGCGCACAAAUAGUAGGGAUAAAACAAGGAGCUAUUCAUGUCCCUGCAGGCCGUACCAAUUAGCUACUAAUUCCAGAGCCUUCUAUUGGCAUCAUGGUGGCUAUUCAGUAAAUAUUAAUCUUCUUGGGCUAGAUCCCAGGACCUGGCUGUGUUGUUCCCAGUUUGGGACAUGCUGACCUACGCGGCUGUUGGAGCAUCUGGAUGUUGUUGGGCCAGGCCUGAGUUAGGAUUUUUGCCUCAAAUUUCAUGUGCUCAACCCUCAUUUGUGGCAAGCAAAUGGCUGGCGAGGUCUUUGUCACUCAGGAGGGCUCAACCAGGGUCAGGAGGUAGGAGAGGAGCCACCGAAUGCUGCCAUGGGGUGGCCAUCGAGUGGCCCCAGCCUGGCGGUCUGAGGAGGAGGCUCUUGUAGAUGCAAGCUGUGGAGGAAAGAGCCGAAUUUUAGUCCUGGGUAGGAACCUUGUUGUUGCCCUUGUUGUGGUGUCUGUAUUUUUGUUUAAUCCUUAUCAUCAGCUCAGCUUCGUGAUUUGAUGCCUUCACGUUGCUGAAAGAUUUUGGUUUUGUGGAGGUCAGAAAACUGCGCACCUGCCCUGUCAGAAGCAGCAGGAAGAAUUGGGGGGGAUCUCUGUGAACCUGGCCCAUCUUCAGAUGUGAAGUUCCUUGCCUUUUCACAGGCUUCACAGUCCUGUGGAUGUAACGUUUCUUAGUUGUUAAUUUAAAAGCCUUUUAACUCCUGAAAAGUCGAGAGAGAGCCUCAUGUCGGGCACUGCACUCCAGGCCACCCCAGCUUGCCCAGGCUGUCCUUGUCCAGGAGCCGCGGGCCGGCAGCCUUCGUGAGGAGCUGCUGCGUUCCCUGCAGCACACAGGGAAACAGCCAGAAAACAAGAGACCACAGGGAGCCCUACUGAGCCUACACACCCCCGAUCCCCUUAUUUUAGGGAAGGCUGACGAGGAGCACCAUCGCCAGGCCUGAACGUGGCCUGUGCACAGCCUGAGCCUUGCAGCUGCUCCCCAGCAACAGGGAUGAGGAGAUGUCCCUGCUGCCCAUAAUGUUUGCGGGCUGACUGUUAUCUGAGACCCAAUGUGGUGUUUUACUGUACUUACAUCCAAUGUGUUGGUCUAGUGUACUUAAAUCUGGAAGUGUUGGAGGCUCCGGAACCACUUCUGCAGGGUGGAACGAGUGUAGGCCUAACUAUCCGGGGAGCUCCUGGCUGCCUGGUUUUCCACCCUCUUUUUUGUUUUUCUGUAGUAAACAGAAAUGUAUAGUUGCCUCCCAGUUUGCUUACUUAAUGUUUAGUAAUCUGAAGUUGGAGCCUGACAAUUUGAGAUUUUUCUUUUGAAGGCAAAAUUUAAGUAAAAUUUAUUCAAAUUAGAUGCUCUACCUUCAGAGUUCCUCUCUGUAAACUUUGUGUAUUGAGUACCAUGAAUCCUGCAGGGUUGGACUAAAGAAUUAAAAUCCGUAUGUGAAUGAUGGCUAACAUACUUAGUAUAAAUCUUCUAUUAUAGCAUAAGAAAACAAAAUAACAACUGCCUUGAUUAACAAAGUCAUGAUACCAGUAUUCCGUGAGCCAAGCAGUAGGAGGGUGUUGGGAUGUCAUGCCUUUCCUGAGCAUAUUGUUACCGCUCUCGUGAAGGAAGGCUCAGCCUUCUGUCAAAUCUAAGGUACUGGUGAUUGUCAGGAUAAUGUCAGAAUAUAUCGUCACCUUUUCUACACAAAUACGUCAGUGUGAUACGGUAGAAACACUCACCUGGUCAUGUUUACCAUCACUGCUAUGCAGCUUGACAGCUCGGUUUACUCCCAUCAUCCAGCUGUCAUGCUUCGACUUCUGCAUUACAGAUGUGCUUACUGUUUCAGGCUUUUUAUAUGCAUACGUUUUCUGUGUGUCUUUCUGUUCUGUGUGGGAAUGGAGUUUUUGCUUUUUUUUUCACUGAGGGCCAGGCCUUGGAACGCUCUGUCCUAACAGUGUAAAGUCUUUUCUUAAAGAGUGAAAAAUAAGAUGCAAGCACUCUGUCUUCAAUCAAACUAUGCAAUAUAGAGCUUCAGAGCUGGAUUCCUUAUGCUACUGAAGAUACACAGCUCUUGUGUCCUUCCUAAUCCAGUCCUUGGUCCAAGGUUAGGAGAACUUGUACUAAAUGGCUGCCCAGGAAUCUUGUAUCUAGCUCUUGUUCACUGGUUUUCCUUCUCCUUCCCCUGCCUCCUCUGUCCAGAUGUUAGGUGUUUUGUGUCUGAACUAAGUGGUGUCAAAGUGUAUCCCUCCUGUCAGUGCCAUGUUGUUGCUGGUUGGAGCUUGUCUUGUAAAUCCACCAGUGCAGUUUACCCACUGGGGUAAGUCAGGGGCCACUUCACAGCGUUUGCAUCUCUUUGCUCUAGAGUGCUUUAGGCAUUUGGGGCGGGCUGUGCCCCUCCAGGUAGGUCUAGGUCUUGCUUAUGUCCCCGUGAUCAGUUGUGGGUCUGGUGCUUACAGCGAUGCGUAACUGUGAUGUCUCAAAUCCAGUCUAAGUUUUCAUUUCCACUGCUUGUGCGUGUGUACACGUGUUUGAUUUUGCUGCUUCCAUUGCAAUUCAGGGAUAAAUGCCCAUGUGGUCAGGACAGUUGUUAAAGAUUCUUUGUUCUCCCGUUGCAUCAUUUUUCCAGUGAAGUUUGUUCCCUGUGUUCCUCUUCAUGCCCCUACUAGAUACCAUUAACAUCAGUACACUUUUUCCCCCCAGGUCUACGUCCUGUGAGUUGCCCUUCUCUACCCGUUUAUCAUGUCUUCUCACAUUAUAAUGCCUUCUUCUGAGUAGUUUACUUAUAUUUGUCAUUUAAUUAACCCACUGUGUACCUCAUACUGCUGCUCCUUCCUAACUCCACGUCCUAGUUUGUCUUUCUUUUAAUUCAGGUUAACCUUUAUUUAUUUCCCUGAUUUCAAAAGAUUUCAGUGUAUGCACAGGAGAGAAAUGGCAAAUUUCUCUUCAGAUGUCUGUGUCUAUUCCCUCCCUGGCACAUACAGUGUAAGGGGUUCAGACUUCUCCAUCCCUAAGCCCAGGCUUUUCAUAGCAUUAGGCAGAACAAAGUCUGAAGGUGUUUUUUUUUUUAAUUUCUUUUGGUAAUUGACAAUAUUUGGAGAUUUUCUUCUUCAGAAGUAGCCAAUGCAGAUGAGCAGUUGGCCUGCAAGAAGUUUGUUAUGCUUCCAUAUUCAGUAUUUUUAAUUGAGAAGCAAAUUAUUUAUUUUGGGGAGAAAUGUAAAUUUUUUUGUAUUUGUAUGUCAAAGUGGCCUUUAUAGGAAAAGCACAUAAAAUAUUUAGAUUAAAAUUGCUUAGUUGUGUAAUUUUAGUGGGGAUUUUUAUAUUGACAGGGUUUCUAUGCAUUUUUCAAACUAUACUUACUGUUUUGUGUUUAAAUUAUUGGAAAUAUUUUUAAAACAUAUAUUACCACAUUUUCCAUGGCAGAUCCCUUUACUAUCAUUCCUUUUGAAUACUACAAAGAUUUAUUUAACCCUGUAAAUUAAUUUUCCCCCACAAAUAUUUGCAUUAAGUCAGUAUGAUGAGUUACAACAUGGGUGUGUAGCUUUAAGGGAAUAAUCUUCGUAGCAUAGCUUAAUUAUGGAGAGACUUUUUUGAGAAGGGCAGUACACAGUGUUUCAAUUGCACUUAAAAGACGAAGUUAGCAAAUAAAGUUCUUGCUGUACCUCACUAGUUUUUUCAUUUUUUUCCAUCCUAUAUUGUUUACACAGUCAUUGUUAAAUAUGUGCUAUUUAUGCAGUAUGCAAUUCUCCUUCAUUUGUUGGGAUAAUAUGUUAAUGGAUAGGGAAAACUUCAGAACGUGUACGGUAUCCUUCUGGAUAUGAUGCGAGUUUGGGGGAGGGAGGAGAGAGAAGCUAGAUCCAUUAUUCUAUUCUUUCCAUUUAAUUGUGUACACAUUUUCACGUUAACUGAAACUAAAUUAAUAGAGCUUUCUAUUGAAUUGUAAGUAAAAUUAGUGUUUUAAGGCGAGGGGAGGGCGGGGGACAAAGAAGGGGCUUACAGAACUGUGGGCAAAACUACCCUCUGAGUUGCACUACAGUGUUUGUGCAAUUGCCUUGACUGUCUAUGCAAAGUAUAACCCGAGUUGGAUACAUCAGACCCUUCCAUUAUUGCUCUGAUUUUACUUUCUGUUCUCAAGGUGUUAUCGUAAGGCUUGCUGAGUGGAAACUUCCAAGGAAUGUUUGUCAACCAAUGCUUCAGUUUUAUCCUUUCAUGUAUGCAAUUUAUUUUUUGCUGUUGUUUCAGUUUGAUAAGAAAUCCCACGUCGUUCAUAGGUUAGCGUUAAGUGCAAGCUUUUAGGGCUAGUAACAAAUGAACGUUGCGUGCUACCACGUAUCCUCAGAACUGAAGAAAAAUGUGCAAUUUUAAUGGCACUUUGACCUGUUGUUGAAACACUGGGUUUUGCAAUGGAACAAACUCUCAACAAUUGAAAACACUCUGUCUAUAUUAGAUGUCUUGAAAGUGAAGAAAAAGGCAGUUACUCAAAUUGUACCCACAGAUAAUUUGGUACUGAUUUUAUUUUUAAGAGCUUUAUGAUCUGUUAUUAGAAAAAUACAUGUUUCUUGGUUUACUUUAGUUGCCAUAAGUUGCCCAGUGCAGAGUCUGGUCCACCUCCAUCCAUUUAUUUUCAUGGAGUAGUCGCACAUAAAAUUGUAACAGCAAAGCAGAGAAACUGUUGGGUUCCUUACCGGUAACCUUUCUUGCAGAAUUGCUUUGUGGCUCGCACAUGAUACAAAAAGGGACGUGAGAAUUUUACUGGAUUAAGUAGCACUUGCUUUGUUUACGUGUUCGGUAUAACGUUGGGUGACUAAAGGGAGGUUCCCUUUUUAAAGUAUUUGAAUUGUGCUUUGGGGACUUAGUUGCCACUGUGCAAAUUGUGCUGUAAUAUUGUACCAAGGAUCAGUGAAAGUGUUUUAUCUUUUUUAAUGUUGUUUGUAUUUGAUCGGGUUUUAUAAAUGUAAGAAAACAGAGUGUUGUAUUUUGAUCUGAAAUUUGCGUAUGGUAAAGUAACUUUGCUUUAUGUAUUGGAGGUUUGUUCAGAACUUGAAUUAUUUUAUAGAAGGGUACAGACCAAAAUUAAUUGUCUUAAAGGUGUUUAAUAAACUAACCAAAUAAAACAUUGAUGG
Cygnus olor (mute swan) is the source of this 15604-nucleotide messenger RNA. RefSeq names its product gigaxonin (gene GAN). Gene Ontology annotation, molecular function: protein binding. The transcript is spliced from 11 exons. The record is from RefSeq and is a predicted model, not a curated record. Bases 1 to 1890 code for a protein of 629 amino acids. Gene Ontology annotation, biological process: cytoskeleton organization. Lineage: Eukaryota; Metazoa; Chordata; Aves; Anseriformes; Anatidae.